AUGUCAGGCCACUUCCCGCGCUUGAAUCUGGAUCGACCCGCGGAUCUGGAUCAUGUGCUCCACGUCAUCAAUGACCAUGCUCACAAGGUGGCGCAGAUGGAGUUCGGAAGCGAGCUCGAACGUGACAAGGCGCUCAAAGCUCUGGUGGACAAGAUGAUCAAACGCUUGACAGGAGCAACCAAAGCCAAGAUCGAGCGAAACCUGUUGUACAACGGCAUGUCACCUGGCGAAUAUUCACGGCAUAGCAAAGGCGUCGAGCCCUUCGACGAGGAUCUUUCCAGACGGCUCCAGGUCCUCAACGAUCAGUCCAAUACGCUCACGACGGAAGUCAUUGCAUUCCGCAAGGCGCUACCGGCGCGCAGAGCAGAGGCAAUGGAGAAGAGGGCCGCCGUCAUUCGCGCAUUGGAAGCCAAGACGGAAGAGCAACGCCGAGCUGCAGAGGAGGAGCAUGCCCUCAGGCUGCGAGAGCAGAGCAAGCCGAUCAACAUUGACCUCAAGAGGAAAGCAGAGGUGGCAGACACGCUCAAACACUCGGUCGUCGACAUCACCAGCCUCCAAGUGUCCAUCCUCGAACAAGCAACAGCAGCCAACGAGCAGGCCAAGUUGGUCAAGCGUCUGCGCACCAUGCCCUUGUGA
Molecule: messenger RNA, 636 nt
Organism: Kalmanozyma brasiliensis GHG001
Lineage: Eukaryota; Fungi; Basidiomycota; Ustilaginomycetes; Ustilaginales
Product: Kinetochore Mis14
Exons: 4
Coding region: 1-636 (211 amino acids)
Biological process (GO): mitotic sister chromatid segregation
Cellular component (GO): kinetochore
Source: RefSeq, a predicted model, not a curated record